Messenger RNA from Symbiodinium sp. CCMP2456, 6387 nucleotides. The record is from the annotation of a GenBank genome assembly. Lineage: Eukaryota; Dinophyceae; Suessiales; Symbiodiniaceae.
AUGGGCUGGGAGGACUGGCAGGACAACAAAGGCAAAGAUAAUGACGACUGGUACAAGUGGCAGGGCGGCAGCAAGUGGUGGCAGAAGGAGAGCAAUGACUGGCACAGCAAGAAGCGCGUGAAGAGUGAGUGGGACGGAUGGGACGAGACGUCCAACUCGAAGCAGGCAAGGUGGGAAGAUAAGUCCGAGUAUUCCUCAUGGAAUACCAAGAAGCAGUGGCAAGAGAGAGACAGGGCAAAGGAUGUGAAGGGCAAUGUCUCUGUCCCCAAUGCGGAUUCGAUUCCCCGGACUCCGCCGGAUCCCCGGGCGAUUCCUCGGACGCCUGCUGCAGCCUUUCCCCAGCAAGUGCCUCCAACUCCAGCUGGGGCCUUCGGCGCGAGGGCUGCUCCAUUUACGCCGAAUCCGUUAGCGCCCGCCACGCCGACUGUUCCUGGAGCCACGCCGGGCAUGCAUGGCUUUCAUCCCCCCACUCCACCCAAACAGCAAGCGGGAAAUCCUCUUACGCCGACGCUUGGAAUGCCGCCGACACCUGGAAUGCCGGGGACGCCAGCCAUGCCGGCGACGCCUGCAAACCCCGGCACUCCAGCAAACCCCGGCACUCCGGCCUUUCCACCAGGAACGCCUGCGCACAGAUUUUUCUUGAGUCGUGGCAUGGGGCACCACAGUGGACUGUCGACCCCUGUUCCGCAAGCCUUCCAGCAAGCCAUGCAGUCCGCCAGGCCAUCUUACAACAUGCCGCGAGCACCCGCCUUCACCGGUAAUGUGUCGGGUGAUCUGCGACAUGCGCCUCGCAGGAGGAACGGCAAGCUCGCACCAGCCCCUUCAAUCAAAGCCAAGGUCCGACAACGGGACACGCCGUCAGCGGGUUCCACCGCGAAAAAGGCGCUGCAGGAUCCCAUACCCGAUUUCAAGACCUGGCGAAAGGACAAGAAGCCCAUUGAGUUCAGAGACGUGCAGCCGCCCGUGAAGUCCGAGACACCGGUCCCAUUCCAGCCAGGUGCAACAACCCCUGGAUUGCCCACCGGUGCAUUGACACCCGGAGAUGUGGUGGGCAUGACGCCGGGCUUUGCCGGAGGGGAUGUCACCCCCAUGCUGGAGCAGCCAGGAGUUGCACCAGGCAUGUACGGAUCUCUCUACGGUCAAGACGGUGGUGUCACACCUCCGCAGAUCACUGGCAUGACGCCUGGCUUUGCUAUGCAGGGUGAAGCCGGUGAGAACACGUCAGCUCACGAGUCGUUUCACCUGGCGCCUUCGCGCUCGCCAAAAGCGCAGAGAACUCUUCAGUUCGAAGGCCACAGAGCCUCGGUGGUCCUGCACGUGAAAGGCCGGAACGCCGGCGAGGGGUUUCAGCGGGAGAGACAAGCAAGAUGGGGCCAUGGCUCGGAUGCAGAUGUCGCCGAAGCUCCCUCCACGGCAGGCUCAGCUUGCAGCGGCUGCAGCAUCUGCGGUGGAAGUGCGCACAGGCAUCUGGCAGACUGCUUGCACGACAACGAUUCGGCGGGUUUGGAGGUGGAGCCCACGGGACUGCCAGCAGUGCCCUCGGGAUGGCGCGAGGUGCCACUGCGAGAUGGCGACGCGGAGGAGGCCCCACUUGUUGGCCUGCCGCCUCUUCGAGUCUGCGCUGUCGUCUGUGGCGACGGCGACAACGGGUCCAAGGGCUCCAAGGCGGGCAGGCUUGACCUGGAGCUGCGCGUCGUCGCGGACCCACUCGCGCUCGCCCAAAGAGCUCGCUUCGCCAUCUAUCCGCCUUGGAGGCUGGGGCCGCACCUUCGCUUCUCGUGGCGCCUCGAGAAAAGGUCACGGGAGGAGGCGCUCUCCCCGUCCAUGGAGAGGACGCAUGGGCGUGAUCCUGGGCGCAGACCGCGGGCUCUGACGGGAAUUGGAGGAGUCAGUGGCGGCUUUGGCGGGGUCACUAGCAGCAGCUUCGAUGUUGAUGUGUACACGGAGCUGGCGCAUGAGAAGACGCAGGCAAAUGCAUCAUCACGGGCCUUUCAGCUGCUGUCGAACACCAUGGAUGCGGAGGCAGAAGCCAGUGGACUGCUUCUGCCCCUACGCGGACACCAACUUCGGUCCCUGGCUUGGAUGCAGGCUUGCGAGGCAGAGAAUCGGGAGCCGCUACUCCUGGGAGUGAGCCGUGAGUUUUUCCCAACGCUCCAUCCGCCGCAUGCCGCGCAGCAGCUACUUUGUGAGGCUCUGGGCUGCAGAGCUGUGGCGCGAGUGCAGCGCGCCUUCCACCUGCGAGGAGGGCUUCUUGCAGACCAAGUGGGGUCGGGAAAGACUGCGGUCACCUUGGGGCUGGUGGCUUCAGAUGGCUCUCGGCCGGAGGCCUCGAGCAGACGGACACUGGUCCUGGUCCCCGGCCGGCUGUUGCAGCAGUGGCAGCAGGAGGUCCGGAAAUUCCUUCCGGCAAAUGCCAUCGAACUCUACUUGGGCGUCAGCGACAUCCCGGAGCGAGGAGCCGUUCCCCAAGUGCUUCUGUCACCUGUGGAGAUUCUGGCGACGGCUGAGAAACGGCCGCGGAUGGAGGCCUCCGUGGACAUGGACCUUGCGGAGAUGGCACACAAGCUGCGGGCAAUCUGCCUCAGUGGUGUGGACCGGAUCGUCGUCGACGAGUUCCAUGAAAUCUUGGACUCAGCAUCUAGCGGACGGCUGCUGGCAUUGCAGGAAUUGUGGGCCGACUGUGGAGAGGCGACCUCGCUGUGGGGUCUCACCGGCACGCCGCCCCUCAGCGAUUUUGCUUCCGUGGCGCGGAUCGCUGAGGCCUUCAAGAUAGACUUGCAGGCGUUUCGGCGGCAGCUGGAUGCCAGGGAGAUGGCGCAGAGAAUGCUGGAUUAUGUGGCGAGGGCAAACGGCUCCUCUGCUUUGUCGGGUCUUGACGUUCAUGAAGAGUUGGUCUCUCUCUACCAUACGCCAGCCGAGCGUGCAAUCUACGUUCAAGGGGUUGCGGAUGCAAAGCGCAAGCACAAGCAGCAGAAGCAGAUGGGCCACGUAGAUCAACCAGUCUGCUCUGACUUGCUGCAGCUGUGCUCGCACUUUCGGUUGGAAGAGGCUGAUGUGGAAGCGGACGCCGAGAGGGAAAGCGCAUCGCUUCUGCGGACAAGAGCAGACGCGGUGGAGACUGCUCGGCAGUGGCUGUUGGUAUCUGCUAGAAGGAUGGAGGCAGAAAUCCUCUCGGCGCGCCGCCGCGGCAACGGCCUCCCGACCCUCGUCGCGGAGCAGUACGCGCAGCUGCUGGCCGAAGUCGGCGGCGAGCCUCUGAGUCGCUCGACGGAGGCCGUGGCCUCGCAGAUCGCCGGGGCCAGUGCCGCUCGGCAAAGCGCCGGCCAGGGCCGGCGACACGAGCGCGAUGCGGACGACCUGAUCCUGAGGGCCAUCACGGAAGUGCGUGACUCGAGCCUGGCUUCUGCCGCUAGCGGCUCCGAAGUCGUUUCCGAGGGUGCGCCUCAAAAUUCUGGAGAUAGCUUGGAGCUGUUGGUGGAGCUGCUGGAAGAGGUGAAGCAAGCCAAGGAGGCCUUCCGCCAAAGGAGUCACGAUCACGCUUUCUUGGCGGCGAUGCUCGAGGCAGCCGAGGCCAGCCGCUUCUGCUGCCCAGUCUGCUUCAGCGAAGCUCCGCCCACAGAGCGUGCUAUCCUGGCCGCUUGCGCCCAUCUCUUCUGCCUCCAUUGUGCCGGGAAGUUGGUCAGGAGAGGUGAGUGCGCUCUUUGCCGCCAAUCUCUGCGCCGGGAGCCAGGGCUGGAUGAAGUGCUGCGUGUGCGCGAGCCCGGUGCGGUGCAGCCCGGAGAGCGCGAGGAGCGCCAGCGAUGGGGUCGAUUCGGGUCGAAGCUCUUCCACGUGGUGCGCAAGCUUCGGGACAUCGCGCAGGAGGACCCGACGGCGCGUGCCAUCGUCUUCGUGCAGUGGGCCAGCCUCCGGCGGAAGCUGGCGGCUGCCUUUGCGGAGUUCCAGGUGCCCUACGUCUGCCUGGAGGAGCGCUUCGAUGCCUCCAACAACCCGGUGCUGCACAGCUUCUGGGAACGCGAUGAUGUCGUCACGAGCUUCCAGGGAGCCCCGCUCGAAUCGACGGAGGGCCCGAAGGUGUUGUUGCUUUCCUUGCAAGAUGCAGCAUCUGGCACGAACCUCACUCGAGCGAACCAUGUGCUCUUCGUCCAUCCCGUCUUCGCAUCCUGCUCCCGCCUGGCCGUGGCCUACGAGACGCAGGCGCUGGGCCGCUGCCUCCGCGUGGGGCAGACCAAGCGGGUCUUCCUCUGGCGCUUUGUGACUCUGGGCACCGUGGAGGAGGAGCUCUCCUACAGGCACCAGGCAGAGUUGUGGCAACGAACCCCGGAGCUCCUCGCGAAGCGAGCAGAGACCCAGCAAGCUCGAGCUGUGCGCUCGGCCGAGCCAGAGAAGGCCCUGAGUGACGAAGAUGAAAUCAGCAAGGGUGAAGUGAGCACCAUGUGGCCAGAUAUCAUGAGGAACCCGCUCUCCCCCAACCUUCGCCGCAAGGCCCUGAUUAUUGGUGUCAACUACGCAGGCUCGCAUGCUCCGCUCAAGGGUGCCGUGAACGACGCUUGGAACCUCCACGCGGUUUUGAGGCAGUCGCUGCUCUUCGAAGAGGAUCAAGUGCGGCUGCUUGUGGACGACGGGGAGCCGGCCAAGCUGUCGCAGGUUCCUUCCAAGGAGAACAUCCUCUCCGGCUUCCAGUGGCCCGCGGCCGAGCAGACUGAACUUGGAUUGGAUGCACGCAUUUGCCUGGCCGCCUGGGCUUUCCUGAUGCCGACGAAGGAGCCCAGGGAGCACCAGGCGGUGAAGUUCACAUAUGACUGUGAGCAGGGCCGCUGGGAGGAGCAACCUGUGCGGAUACGCCUGGACCCGGAGCCAUUCAGUGAGGGUGGCAUGCGAGUGGUCUACCACGCACGGGAACUGUUGGAAGAUGGCUGUGAAGUGGAUGCGGUCCUCAAGAGGAUAAAGCCUCACUGUGGGCUGGACCCAGAUGUGAACUACCACGAGGCGAUGACCCAGAUGGUCGCAGAGUGUUAUGCACAAGAGUUCAACAAGUGGUGCUCGCAUGCAGGGCUGCCUUACAGCAUUGCAUUCCUGCCAGUGUCUGUUGUCAAGAUGGAUGAAUUUGAAGAGCCGCUUUGUUUGGAGCCGUACUUGGCCGGCGAUUAUGUGAAGCACAGUGACAAUGCUGGUCAUACGGAGACAGACGACGAGGUGGCAGCAGCAUUUUCCUACUUCAGCUACAUCAUCUCCGACAAGCUCUUGGUGGUUUGCGAUAUUCAGGGUGUUGGGACUUUCUACACUGAUCCCCAGAUACACACAGCUGAUGGGGUGGGAUUUGGGGCUGGCAACCUGGGAGCAGAUGGCUUGCAGCGCUUCCUCCGGACCCAUCGGCACAACCUGCUGUGCGAACAGCUAGGCUUGCCGAGCCCCGACGAAGGCCUCUCCGAUGAGGAGCUGGCGAGGAAGAUUCAGGAUCUGGAGCGAGAAGACGCGCAGUCACAUCGUGAGCCGGAUGCCCUUGUCACGCUGGUGAACGGGAAUCUCGGGCCUGAGGGAUUGUCUUCCUCCUCGUGGAAGCACUCACAGUACAGUGAAGGCCUUACAGCGAUAACGCGGAUAUUCACGCGCCGGUUGAUGGACGGGGCACAACCUGGAGACAGUUUGGUGCUGGCUUUCUCUGGAUAUGGCACCCAGCACCCCAAGGAUGCCGAGGGAAAGGACUGCGAGGCUUACCUGGUGCCCUCCGACUAUGCCGAGGAUUUGCCGGAGGAGUGGUGGUCCAAGGCCAAGAAACCUUCUGCCGUGCAGGCCAAUGGCCGGCAGCCAAACGGACACCCAGCUCCUGGACCCCCUCCUGCCGGGGCAUCCUACCGGCUCAUCUCUAUGCUUGAGUUGAACCGUUUCAUCACCCAGAUUCCCGCUGGAGCCACACUGACGACCAUCCUGGAUUGCUCCUAUCCGAUCAUUCCGGGCGUGAGCCCGAGUUGCAACCUCUCGCCGACCUUUCCCAGGGUCACGCGAGGUCGCGUGGACUACGAGAGGCUCUUCGACUUCGUGAGCCGACCGAGGUUCUUGGAGCUGCCGCCGCUGCCGGUGCAGCACACGCUCCCGCAGGUCUGGCGCCCGCAGACCUUCCCGUCCUGUCGUUUGCACGUCUUCAGCGCCUCCAGGCUGCAGGAGUGGCCCUCGGAGCUCCCGUUGGAGGGGACCGUGCAGGGUACUUUCACCUGGUCCUUUGCCAAGGCCCUGGCAGCGGGAAAGCUUCAAUGCACAGUCGGCCAGCAGCAGCAGGCAAUGGAAGCGAUCACUGUGGGACUAAAGGAGCAUUUUCAAGGAGUCGAGCAGACACCUGUUUUGAUGCUUUCCCAGGCUGCAAGCUCCAACGAUACCGUGUUUGCAUGA